Cladophialophora carrionii CBS 160.54 is the source of this 1971-nucleotide messenger RNA. RefSeq lists its product as uncharacterized. Lineage: Eukaryota; Fungi; Ascomycota; Eurotiomycetes; Chaetothyriales; Herpotrichiellaceae. The coding region runs from base 1 to 1971 and encodes 656 amino acids. Gene Ontology annotation, cellular component: nucleus; Holliday junction resolvase complex. The transcript has a single exon. Gene Ontology annotation, molecular function: nuclease activity; DNA binding. Gene Ontology annotation, biological process: resolution of meiotic recombination intermediates; mitotic intra-S DNA damage checkpoint signaling; replication fork processing. The record is from RefSeq and is a predicted model, not a curated record.
AUGGUCGAGGUGAUCCUUCUUUCCUCCAGUGCGCCACCCAGCCCAGUGAGGACCAGAGUUGGCGCUGGAUCCAGCAAAACUAGAAUAGCGCUACCCGAAAAGCUCGACCUUGAUCUUGACAAGUUCGACGAUGAUACCACCCUAGAUUUCAGUAUCGCUAGGCCUACCAAAAAAGCGCGCCUAAGCCCGGAAGUACGGUCAAAUUCGCGACUCAGACAGCCGAAAUCUGCCACUGAAAAUGUCCGUGGACUCGACUUCAACUUCUCUUCCGAUGACGAUCUGACAGACGUUCCGAGGGAGACGACUGCUGGGAACUCUCUGAAAAACUGUUGGAAGCCGAGUACCGACAUCGAGAUUUUAGACGAGAUCACCUACUCGUCCUCUGCACCAGAACUACUGUCAUCGACCAGGACAAGGCAAACUGGCGCUGAAACCACCACGAAGUUCGUGUUAGAGGACUUCUUCGAUGACGAUCUGGGAGAUUCAAGCAUUACCCCGCCACAACUGGAGCAUGACAGCAGACCAGCAGACCUUCUGCCUAACCUUACAAAAGGACCAAGUAAACGUCAGAAAAGAACCUCCGCGAACCCUGAACUAAACGAAAGAAGGAGCAAUGCGAGUAGAAAAGCCACUGCCAAGGAUGUGGACGAUAUUGAGUUUUCCAGCCCUGUGACCGCCAAGUCAUCGAAUUCAUCCAAGCUAUCGAAAGCCGAGAAGGCCACCAAAGCUAGUGAAAGAGCCGCGCAAAGGGCAGCUGCAAAGGCCGACAAAGAGGCAGCCAAGGAGAUUGAAAAGGCGAGAAAGGCACAAGAAAAGGAACAAAAGGGAAAGGAAAAGCGGAAGGCAGCAGACCUCGCGAAAGUCAACAAGUCACGAACCAACAAGAAAGAUGCGACGCCCGAAAUGAUCCUGGAUAUGUCGAGCCUCCUCAAGGAUACCAGUGUUGGCACCCAGGUCGAAAAGCGCAUGGAGAUUGCCCAGGUCGAGGUCAACUAUAUCAACGAGGAGAUCAGCCUGGCUGAUGACGGCGUUGAUCAAGAACACCACGGAAGCAUCGUUACGUGGCGACGCAAAGUAAAUUCGACGUACAACGACGAAGUGGACCAGUGGGAACCGACUUCCAGAUGUCGGGUUGUCAAGGAGAAGCAUGUUUUGAUUCACCUGUCGGCCAGAGACUUUGUCGCUGUGGCUGCCGUCGCACGGUCUGGCGCUGAGGGUUCUGUCAUGCGAACAGAGGAAGACCUGAAGGCCAACCUUGAUGCACAUGUCAAAUCCAUACGGCAGCGCUUCGGCGAUUGCAUUCCGGUCUAUCUCAUUGAAGGGCUGCGCAGCUGGCUAAAAAAGAACGUCAAUGCAAAGAAUCGAGCAUAUACUGCUGGUGUUCGUGCUCAGAUGUUGCAAGCCGAUGCCGAUGCGGAACCAGCUUCGUCACAAGCCAGAAGUCGAAAGCGUAAGAAGCCACUUUCGGACUCUUUGGAUCUCUCACAUGUCACAUCCGACAUCGUUGACGACCUGCUCCUACACCUUCAGUUGGUGCAUCAGCCGAUAUUGAUACAUCACUCGCCGACGCCCACGGAGUCGGCUUCUCAGAUAGCUGCCUUGACCCAACACCUUGCCGUCCGACCUUAUCGGGUGGCGCAGCUUGAAUACAACCUCAAGUCGGCAUCAUUUUGCAUGAACAGCGGUCAGGUCCGGACGGGAGACGACGCGAAGGAUACCUUUGUAAAGAUGCUCCAAGAGGUGCAGAGGGUAACUCCAAGUAUGGCGUAUGGGAUAGUUGAGGAGUUCAAGACGAUCAGAAAGCUCGUUAAAGGCUUCGACAAGCACGGCAAUCUGUUGCUUGAGAAUGUGCGCAAGACUGUGAACAAGGAUGGCGGGUGGAGUGACAAGAGACUUGGUCCUCAGGUCAGCAAAAGAUUGUUCAAGGUCUUCAUGGGCCGGGAUCCUGCUGCAACCGACGGCAUGUCCUGA